CUCAGGCUGCGCACGUUUGCAGUUCUUGGAGUGAGAGGUCAUAUAAAAGGAUUUUGCUGGCAAUGAUGCAGUCUAUUGCCAAGUGUCAUCACGGCUUCAUGCGGAGCAGUACAAGGCGAUCGUCUACUCAGUGUAGACUCUUGUCCUCGUCCAUACAAGUGCUGAAAAACACCGACGCAGUGGCUCGGAAAGUCUUGGCAUCUCUUUCAUCCAUCCCUUUUCCCAGUGACGACGCCUCAAAUCCAUCUUUAUUGUUACGCCAAUGCCCGGUUGCCAACCAGCAUGGUCCAACUCCUCUGGCAUCUGCCCCAGACUUGGCCCGACAGUUCCAAGUGGAACAACUGUACAUCAAAGAUGAGCGAAAUCGACUUGGAAUGGGCAGUUUCAAAGCACUGGGUGCAGCCUAUGCCAUUGCCUCGGAUGCCUCAAAAGCUGCUGGACGAACUUACGUCACGGCCAGUGCUGGAAAUCAUGGGCUGUCGGUCGCAGCAGGGGCCAAAGCUUUUGGCGCCAAGUCCAUUAUUUACUUGGCCGAAUCUGUCGCUCCGUCCUUUGCCACUCGUCUCGAGCAGCAAUUUGGAGCGACAGUGAUACGACAGGGAACCACCUACGAAGAGAGUAUGCAAGCAGCAGAGCACUUAGUGGCCCAAGACAAGAAUCAUGACCAAAGUAUGGUUCUACUUUCCGAUAGUUCCUGGUUGGGCUACAGCUUUCACUAUCCUCUUCGAGUCAUGGAGGGCUACUUGGUAUUGAUGCACGAAUCCGUCCAGCAAAUCCCACAACCACCCACGCAUUUGUUUCUUCAAGCAGGAGUAGGAGGCAUGGCUGCGGCUUGUGCUGCCUAUGCACGUAAAGUUUGGGGGGAUACGACUAGGAUUAUAGUGGUGGAGCCGCAAGAAGCACCGGCAUUGUUGGAGUCUAUGGUAGCCGGAAAGCCAGUCAUUGCUAAGGGAGAUUUAUCCUGCAUGGGACGCCUCGAUUGCAAAGAGCCUUCUCUCAUUGCCCUCAAGGGGCUGGCCCGAGAUGCGGAUUAUUUCAUAACCAUUUCAGAACAAUCCGGGCAAGAUGGAGUGGAGUGCGCAGAAACUGCAGGGUACAAGACCACUCCGUCAGGGGCUGCCGGUCUCGCAGGUGUCAUGGAGGUGACAGCCCAACAAAACCAACGCAAUGUUCUGGGAUUGACGGCGGAAUCACGUGUCAUGAUAGUCCUAACGGAAGCGCCAGUUUCGUGAGAGGAAAAAGCAGUAGCAAAAAGGUUGC
Seminavis robusta is the source of this 1260-nucleotide messenger RNA. The record is from the annotation of a GenBank genome assembly. Lineage: Eukaryota; Bacillariophyta; Bacillariophyceae; Naviculales; Naviculaceae.